UUAUUGAGCAAUAAUCUUCCAAAACGACGCCGUAGCUCUCUUCGUCAUAAACCCUAGUGUCUCUCCCCAAACCUCUGCAUCAGUGAGUGAAGAACUGAAUAUGGAGGAAGGAGGAGAAGCAGGUUCUGCAAAACCAAACCCCACAGUCGCCCAAGUAUGCGAAGAGUGCAAAGCGAACCCAUCGAAGUACAAAUGUCCAGGUUGCUCCAUACGUUCCUGUGGCCUACCCUGCGUAAAAGCUCACAAGCUUCGCACUGGUUGUACGGGCAAGAGGAACCAAACCAACUUCGUCCCGCUCUCUCAGAUUGACAAUAAUCAGCUCCUUUCUGACUACAAUUUGCUUGAGGAAGUGAAGAGGGUUUCUGAAUCUGCUCAGAGAUUGAGAAAUAAAUUAUGCAGAUAUAAUUAUUAUAGGCUACCCAAUCACCUUAAAAGUCUCAGGAGUGCUGCCUCCAGUCGCAGAACGAAACUCUUGUUUCUACCAAGUGGAAUGUCAAAAAGGGAGAAAAAUCAAACUCGAUAUGACCAAAGGAAGAAAUGCAUCUCCUGGACGAUUGAAUGGCGAUUUCAUUCAACGGAUGUUGUUUUAACUGACCAUGAAGUAAAUGAAAACACGAAGUUCUGCUCUAUAAUUGAGAACCAUCUAAAACCUGGUCCAUGGAAUCAUCAGCUGAGGCUAUUUUGUGAAGAGCAGCUGGAUUGUCUCAGGCUUUUUAUUCGUAAAUAUCCGAAGGGCGCCAGGUCACCUUUCUGUGAGUUGGACAUAAGAGUUCCAAUAAGGCAGCAGUUAACCAACUUGGUUAUUUUGGAAUAUCCUGUAAUCUAUGUUUUUCUCCCUUCGCACAGUCUUGAUUUUGAAGUGGUUAAAAAUGCCACUCCCUCUUUUUGCAAACCAGAGCUUAAAACUUAUGGAAGAAAUUAUCCGAGCGCAGGAGGUGUUCCCUUUAAGGAGGAGGAAAUAGAAGAAGACAACAGCUAUCCUAAGGUGUUUGAUCUCAUGAAACAUGAGACUUCAAGUUCCCUGCCUCAUAUAUCCAGCAGAAGCAGGUGUGAGAAAGCACCAGAUGAUUCAUUAACUAGGACUUUGCCUCCAACAGUGGCAACUGACAAUGAUUCACUUUCCGACUCCAAUGCUAAGGAACAAGGGCUUUUUGAAGAAAUGGACUUUGAUUUUGAUCAAGGCUUAAUAGACACGUACUCAAAUCUAAUUGCAGAAAUUAAUCCUGAUGAUUUUCUUGAUUUGGAAGGUGAAUUAACCAAGGAAGAAUUAGAAGAAAGAAAUCUUUCAAGUGUCAGGAAAUUCUUAUUAGCAGAUGACGACAUAGAGGAGGGGGAAAUUUUAGAAUAAUUGGACUUGUAGCAUUCCCCAAAAAGAAUUAAAAGAGGGAACUUCCAGAGGAGCAUCAACUAAGGGUUUUGCUACCAACUGCAAUUUUGGGCGGGUAUUCCACUCUGCUGUUAUAAGAUAUUCUUUGGGGCAAAGUCUUAAAUUAGCUGGUAAUAACUUGCUGAAACUGUAUGUUUUCUUGCUUACCCUUUUCCAUCUCCUGUCGUGUGACAAGCUAAUACUGGUGAUGCUUUACUGGGUUCUACAAUUUCAAGUUUGUAGAUUCCUGAAGUUCUGAAACACGGUCCUAUCUGGAUUGGGGUCUAGUUCCUUGAGCUUGGCGCAAUUAAGAAGUUUGGAUAUCCUUGCAACUUUACCUAUUCGGGUGAUUGAUGGUUGUCAGGUUUUAUCAUUUGAUUCUUUGAAAUGGUUCAGAGAGAUGAAUUCUGUGAUCCUGGCAAUUUGCCCCUACUAAAUAUGGCUCCGAUAUUUACUGCUUUGAA
This is a messenger RNA of Prunus avium (sweet cherry), 1830 nucleotides long. Its product is annotated as HIT-type Zinc finger family protein. Gene Ontology annotation, biological process: snoRNA localization; maturation of LSU-rRNA from tricistronic rRNA transcript (SSU-rRNA, 5.8S rRNA, LSU-rRNA); box C/D snoRNP assembly. Gene Ontology annotation, cellular component: nucleus; pre-snoRNP complex. The record is from RefSeq and is a predicted model, not a curated record. NCBI's taxonomy places the organism in Eukaryota, Viridiplantae, Streptophyta, Magnoliopsida, Rosales, Rosaceae.